This is a messenger RNA of Erythranthe guttata (spotted monkey flower), 823 nucleotides long. Its product is annotated as large ribosomal subunit protein uL11. Gene Ontology annotation, cellular component: ribosome; cytosolic large ribosomal subunit. Gene Ontology annotation, molecular function: structural constituent of ribosome; large ribosomal subunit rRNA binding. Lineage: Eukaryota; Viridiplantae; Streptophyta; Magnoliopsida; Lamiales; Phrymaceae. The record is from RefSeq and is a predicted model, not a curated record. Gene Ontology annotation, biological process: translation.
CAAAAAUUCCUUCUCUUCUCUGCACUUCUUUUUUUCUCCCAAUUUUUCACUCUUCACACUCCCAAACCCUAGCCACCGCCAACAACAAUGCCGCCGAAGUUCGAUCCGAGCCAGGUCGUCGACGUCUUCGUCCGCGUCACCGGCGGAGAGGUCGGCGCCGCCAGUUCCCUCGCACCUAAGAUCGGUCCACUCGGUCUCUCCCCGAAGAAGAUCGGCGAGGACAUCGCCAAGGAAACCGCCAAGGACUGGAAGGGCCUCCGCGUCACCGUCAAGCUCACCGUCCAGAACCGACAGGCCAAGGUCACCGUCGUCCCCUCCGCCGCCGCCCUGGUGAUCAAGGCGCUCAAGGAGCCGGAGCGCGACCGUAAGAAGACGAAGAACAUCAAGCACAACGGCAACAUCUCGCUCGACGACGUCGUCGAGAUCGCGAAGGUGAUGAGGACGCGCUCCAUGGCGAAGGAAUUGGCUGGCACCGUUAAGGAGAUUCUCGGCACGUGCGUCUCCGUCGGGUGCACCGUCGAUGGAAAGGACCCCAAGGACUUGCAGCAGGAAAUCUCCGACGGAGAUGUCGAGGUUCCGCAAGAUUGAGCUACGGAGGUUAAGUUUUUUUGGAUUCGUUUCCAAUUUUUCAUAUAAAUUUUGUUAUUUAUUGUGCUUUUUUUUAAUUAUCAACUGUUACUGGGAUUGAACUUUUUUUGUGAGGAUUUCGUUUAUGCUAAAUUGGAAUUUUUAAGACUAAUUAUGCUGUUAAUGUUAUUAGUGCUCUAUUAAGGAGUAUAAUGUAGCUUUUUGUUCAUGUGGUACGAUUGUUCGUGAGUGUGCC